Molecule: messenger RNA, 1382 nt
Organism: Humulus lupulus (European hop)
Lineage: Eukaryota; Viridiplantae; Streptophyta; Magnoliopsida; Rosales; Cannabaceae
Product: CBS domain-containing protein CBSX1, chloroplastic-like
Exons: 8
Coding region: 315-1022 (235 amino acids)
Source: RefSeq, a predicted model, not a curated record
AAUCAAUACCCCCGAAAAGAAAAAGAGAACUACUGAGUACUUCUCAUUCUUGCCUCUUUUUCUAUUCAUUUAUUUAUUAAUUAUUAAUGCUCAUUCCCCCAUCUUCUUAAUUUAAUAUAUCCUUCUACAAAUUCAUUCUUCUUCUCUUUUUUUUUUUUUUUUUAAAUAUAAUCUAAUAAAAGCAGUCUCAGAUCACAGACAGAAAGAGACGUAUCUCUGAGAUCUCCAUACGAAACCAAAAAAAAAAAAAAGAGAAAGCUUCUGCUUGAUUUCGUCUUUGAUCCAUUAAAAUAAUAAUUGAUAUUAUAGAGGUUAUGGGCUCCAACGCGAUCUACUUCGUCAACCACACAAACACUUUCUCACCAUCUCUGCUUCUUCUUCACUCUCAUUCUCAACCAUUCCCAUCAGCCUUCAAAACUAAUCUGCCUAUACGACGUCGUUUCCAUGCCUCCGAUCGCCCUCUUCCCGCGCCGCUGGCGGCUUCCUCCGGUGCUCACUCUCUCAAUUCUUCCCCGUCAAUAAGUAAGGUGUAUACAGUUGGUGAUUUUAUGACUCGAAAGGAGAAUUUACUGGUUGUCAAACCAACGACAACUGUAGACAAAGCUCUAGAAAUGCUUGUGCAGAAGAGGAUAACUGGAUUUCCUGUUAUUGACGAUGAUUGGAAACUGGUCGGCGUUGUUUCGGAUUAUGAUUUACUAGCACUAGAUUCCAUAUCAGGUGGUACUCAGUGUGACACGAACUCGCUGUUCCCCAAUGUUGACAGUUCUUGGAAAACUUUUAACGAGUUACAAAGGCUGCUUAGCAAGACCAAUGGUAAAGUUGUUGGUGACUUGAUGACUGCUGCUCCACUCGUUGUUCAUGAAACGACCAACCUUGAAGAUGCUGCGAGGUUGCUACUCGAAACAAAAUAUCGUCGAUUGCCCGUUGUAGAUGGUGAUGGCCGGCUGGUUGGAAUCAUUACAAGGGGAGGUGUUGUUAGAGCUGCUCUCCAGAUAAAGCGUGGUAAUGAAAAACGAGCAUAGUUCAGAAAAUGAGCUUGGAAAUAUUGCUCCUAUACGUACAUAUACAUAUACAUGAUCGAGCUAAACAAAUGAGGUCGCUCGGAGGCCAUUCAUAUCAUUUAAAAAGGAAGAUGAUUGUUUUCCUAAAUGGAGAUCUGACUUUGUUUCUUGGUCACAGUUACUUUCUAUGUUAUAGUUCUCUACUCCAAGUUUGCACAUGUAGCUAUCGGUAUAGUUAGGCUAGUAUAUCUUAGCAACAUUGUUUACGAUUGGAUUUUAACUAGGGCUAUACUGUGCAAAAUUUUGUACUAUAGACUUAAUUAAGACUGCUUAUUGAAAUGUUUACAUUUUUUUAUUAAAUAAAUCACAAGAUUAGAGCAA